Messenger RNA from Arabis nemorensis, 243 nucleotides. The record is from the annotation of a GenBank genome assembly. Lineage: Eukaryota; Viridiplantae; Streptophyta; Magnoliopsida; Brassicales; Brassicaceae.
AUGUUCGAUGGACACGGCGCGCGUCGUAACAAUAUCCAACAAGAGCAUUUAGUUUGCAACGUAAGAUCUGGACAAGAACAAGAGAGGAGAAAGAUUGAGACCAACCAAGUAGAUCCUUACACACAUUUCCACGGUGGUAUAUGCAUCGAUGGUGCUAUAUACUAUGGAAUUUCACAGUCGAGAAUAAUUAGAUUCGAGUUAUUUGGAGCACCCGAAGAAUCACACAUCUUGGGCCGGCCCUGA